Molecule: messenger RNA, 215 nt
Organism: Paramuricea clavata
Lineage: Eukaryota; Metazoa; Cnidaria; Anthozoa; Malacalcyonacea; Plexauridae
Source: the annotation of a GenBank genome assembly
AAACUACCGUGCGACGCCACAUUCCACCACAGGAGUUUCCGAUCCAGUGCCGAGCUCCUCUUUGGACGAAGAUUGACUGUCAAGUUACCUGAAGUAGUCCCCACGUCCCAAUCACGAUCCCAAUUCGACGAUAUCGAUCUCAAAAAGAAGGGAAAGAUGAAAGAGUAUGCUGAUACCGCAGCCAAACCAAACCCACACAGCUUUCAAGUUGCAAG